ACGUGCCUGGUUUUAAAUGUUUUAAUUCUUUCACAUUUUCAUCUGGAAAGCUCUUUGAAGUGAAGGACAAUUUAAUAAUCAUCGCAUACUUUUACUUUGAAACGACACCGGAAGUGACACAAUCACGGUAACAUUAGGAAGUUGCUGGGUGACAAACAAACGGGGAUAGUUUUAAAGUACAGCAGACAUGGCUGUGGACUGGAUUGGGUUCAUCUACGCUGCUCUGGUGACGACAGGAGGACUCAUAGGUUACUUUAAAGCAGGCAGCGGGGCCUCUCUGUCUGCAGGGCUGCUGUUCGGUCUGCUGGCUGCUGUCGGUGCUUUUCUGGCAUCUCAAAACCCAAAGAAUGUCUGGCUUUCUCUAGGCACCUCUGGGACUCUGGCGGUGGUGAUGGGACUGAGGUUUCUCAACUCCUGGAAGUUCAUGCCAGCUGGUUUAAUGACUUUAGCAAGUGGACUGAUGCUGGUGAAGAUCAUCGCUGGCAUGCAAAAGAAACCACAUAAAUCUUAAAAAUAUGUACAGAUGUUUUUUCAGUGUGUCAAUGCAUAUGUUUGACAUUACAAUCAAUAUUAAUGUGUGUUUCCACAUACUGUUCAUUCACAAACAUUCCCUUGUUUACUAUUACAUUCUGGUUCUGUAUAAAACAUGUGAUAUAAAAUGUGACUUUAUGAGAUAAGGUACGAGAAAGAAAAUACAUUUUUAUACAGAAAAGUCAUGUUUUUAUCUUUAAAAAAUAUAUCUGCUGUUGUAAAAUAAAAAACUUUAAUA
Trematomus bernacchii (emerald rockcod) is the source of this 769-nucleotide messenger RNA. Its product is annotated as transmembrane protein 14C-like. Gene Ontology annotation, biological process: regulation of heme biosynthetic process. The record is from RefSeq and is a predicted model, not a curated record. The transcript is spliced from 5 exons. Gene Ontology annotation, cellular component: mitochondrial membrane. The coding region runs from base 188 to 511 and encodes 107 amino acids. NCBI's taxonomy places the organism in Eukaryota, Metazoa, Chordata, Actinopteri, Perciformes, Nototheniidae.